AUGCGUCCUCGAGGACUUCGUUUCAACCUCAAAACCUACACGGACGCCUCCAUGGCGAGCAUCGAACCUCAAACUCCCCGGUCCAGUAAAUUCCAGCCGUGGGACAAGGACGAUGUGCCCAUCAUCGACUCGAGAGAGAGCUUUUCCGACGUCGUCUUCAAACUGUCCUCGUACAUUGCCAAAGCCAUCGACGCCGCCUACACCUACGAACAGCUUCGCACCACUAGCGCGGGACACCCCUUGAAACCUCUCAUUGCGUAUUUGAGCGAAGACUGUCACCACCCGGCAGUCGUGGCGGCAUUGCUGGCUGCGAGGUAUCUCUUCCACAACGCCGACGCGGACGCAGAUAGCGGGUUGAACGAGUCGAGAGCCCUCGCCUGUGAGCUUGUGGCGUGGCAGUUCCUCACGUUCUUGUCUGAGAAGGAACUGAUCGACUACCUUCUCUAUGAACUGCCCCAGGAUCCGGAUGACAAUACGCGGCGAUCCUCCUCGGGCUCUGCAGAUAACACCAAUGGCACGAGGAGUAGCCGUCAACAUGGUGAGGAGGAUCACGCAGACGAAACUUCACCCCUCAUGCAUGCCCGGUUUGCUGAACAUGGUGCGAUUCUGCGCCCGCCUAAACGUGGCUCCUUCGAUCACAUGCCGGGUGCUGGCACAUCAAGCACAUUCCCGGGUGACGAGGAUGCUGCAUCACAAAGAGCCAACCUAGAUGAAUCUAUGGCUGGUAUGAACGCCCUGGAGAUUGCCGCCAUCGCCGACGCAAAGAAGUUCCUCUCGCAGAAUUCCGUGCAGAAGAUCGUCGAGGAUAUCUGGAAUGGCGACGUGAUCUUUUGGGAGAGUCUUUCCGUGCACGCCGUCAAAAAGCCCCGAGUGUACAACAAGCGUGUGGCCGAUCCUUUUACCCGUCUGAGGGUGCCCAAGUAUCAAAAGGCAUUUCAAAUCAGCUUCUUCCUCGCAUUUCUGGCACUCUAUUAUGCUGUCCUGGUCGAGAGGGAUCCAAGCCACAUUACACCAACAGAAACAGUGUUAUAUAUCUGGAUUGCCGCUUUUGCCUAUGACGAGUUGGGUGAGAUCAAAGAUGCAGGCCUCAUGUUUUAUCAGACGGACUUUUGGAGUUUGUGGGAUAUUGCUAUCAUCGGCGUCAGUGCGGCUUUUGCUAUUACGCGUAUUAUUGGUCUCAUCAGAGAUAGCGACUAUAUCAUCGAUGUUGCAUUUGAUAUCUUGUCCAUGGUGGCACUGUUUCUUGUACCAAGGAUAUUCUCGGUUAUGAGCCUGAACCCAUACUUUGGAAGCCUGAUUCCAGUAUUGAAAGAGAUGACAAAAGCUUUUUGCAAAUUUCUGCCCGUUAUUGUGGUGCUGUACCUUGGGUUUUUGACGACUUUCACGAUGCUGGCGAGAGAUCGGAUGAGCCUCAACGAAAUGUCAUGGAUGUUGAUUAAAGUAUUUUUUGGCUCAAGCUACCUCGGGUUCGACAUGGCUGUCAAGAUCUCGCCAUUGUUUGGAUAUACUCUGAUGUAUGCACAUGCCGCAACUUCCAUUGCACCACCAGCAGACUCGAGCCUCGGUACAGCUCUGUCAUCGCUGAUUUUCGUCUGUUUAACCAACAUUCUCCUCAUCACAUCAUUGGUGUCUCUGGUAUCCAAUUCCCUGACAGAGGUCAUGGCCCAUGCAAGGGAGGAGUAUCUCUUUCAAUAUUCGAUCUAUGUCCUCGAGAGCAGCACUUCCCGUCGGCUGACCUACUUCAUGCCUCCACUCAACCUAUUCCCACUGAUCGUGCUGCGGCCACUUCGCCUCAUCCUACCCUCGGAGGAAGUUCGUCGAAUCCGCAUCUUUGUCCUCAAAGCCACCCAUGUUCCCUUUGUGGCGCUGAUCUGGGCAUACGAGAACUCUAGGACCUUGAUCUCUGGUGCCCAUCCCACCGUUUCUCGAGCCCCUCAUUUCACUAGCCGUCCACUAAGUGCAGGCCGGCUCAGUCUCGAGGGGGCCCGGGAUUUUGUCAAGUCGCCAUCGACGCGGAGAGCGCUUAACGAGUCGUCUCUGACCAUCACGCCAGAUGUGGCUGCGUCCACCACCAAAUCUGCCUUGAGUGCAGCUGACAGCGCACAAUUGAUCGCUCUGGUUCAAAAACUGAGCGAGCAGGUCGACGGGCUGGCCGCAAUGGUCGCUGGUCAGCAGAAGGACUGA
Molecule: messenger RNA, 2184 nt
Organism: Fonsecaea erecta
Lineage: Eukaryota; Fungi; Ascomycota; Eurotiomycetes; Chaetothyriales; Herpotrichiellaceae
Exons: 9
Coding region: 1-2184 (727 amino acids)
Source: RefSeq, a predicted model, not a curated record